CUCAGCCUCUCUGGCCUGCCUGCGGCCGGUCGCGUCAUGUCAGGCGCUGCUCGGCAGUAGUGCCCGGGGACGCCGCUGCCGCCCGCCCGAAGCCGCGCCCACUGCCCAGAGCCAGAGGGAUGGUGGUAGUCACGGGGCGGGAGCUAGACAGCCGUCGCCCGGACGGUGCCAUGUCCAGCUCCGACGCCGAAGACGACUUUCUGGAGCCGGCCACUCCGACGGCCACGCAGGCAGGGCACGCGCUGCCCCUGAUGCCCCAGGAGUUUCCUGAGGUUGUCCCCCUUAACAUUGGUGGGGCUCACUUCACUACACGCCUGUCUACCCUGAGGCGCUAUGAAGACACCAUGCUGGCAGCCAUGUUCAGCGGGCGGCAUUACAUCCCCACGGACUCUGAGGGCCGGUACUUCAUUGACCGAGAUGGUACACACUUUGGAGACGUACUGAAUUUCCUGCGUUCAGGGGACCUGCCUCCCUGGGAGCGAGUGCGGGCUGUGUACAAAGAGGCCCAGUACUAUGCCAUUGGACCCCUCCUGGAACAGCUGGAGAACAUGCAGCCGCUGAAGGGCGAGAAGGUGCGCCAGGCGUUUCUGGGACUCAUGCCCUAUUACAAAGACCAUUUGGAGCGGAUUGUGGAGAUCGCCCGGCUGCGUGCAGUACAGCGGAAGGCCCGAUUUGCUAAGCUCAAGGUCUGUGUCUUCAAGGAGGAGAUGCCCAUCACCCCCUACGAAUGUCCACUCCUUAACUCUCUACGCUUCGAGCGGAGCGAGAGUGAUGGGCAGCUCUUUGAGCACCACUGUGAAGUGGAUGUGUCUUUUGGGCCCUGGGAGGCCGUGGCUGAUGUUUAUGACCUGCUGCACUGCCUGGUCACGGACCUCUCGGCCCAGGGCCUCACUGUGGACCACCAGUGCAUUGGGGUAUGUGACAAGCACCUUGUCAACCACUACUACUGCAAGCGCCCCAUCUAUGAGUUCAAGAUCACAUGGUGAAAAUGAAAAAGAUCCACAAAGAUCUGUUCCCACUGCAUUUCCUUCUUGCUCUGUCUGUGUCCUGGGCCAACUAGUCAGGGUAUGGACGUGCAUCUCCUAAAGGAAGAGCUAUGCAACACCACUGAUCACAACAUCAAAUUUCUGGGCUGCGUUAAGGGUAUAUCUCUCUA
Messenger RNA from Otolemur garnettii (small-eared galago), 1156 nucleotides. It is a transcript of the gene KCTD7, whose product is annotated as potassium channel tetramerization domain containing 7. The transcript is spliced from 5 exons. NCBI's taxonomy places the organism in Eukaryota, Metazoa, Chordata, Mammalia, Primates, Galagidae. The record is from RefSeq and is a predicted model, not a curated record. Bases 120 to 986 code for a protein of 288 amino acids. Gene Ontology annotation, molecular function: protein binding. Gene Ontology annotation, biological process: protein homooligomerization.